CUCUUCCUUUUCGUUCAACCUCAAAAUUCUUCUUCUACUGGAUCAUCACUCAUAAAUCACAAGAAAGGAAGGUUUUUUUCUCGACUUCAUUACCAGUAUUUCGUAGCUCCGGCAAAAAUUUCCGAUGUCUACCGCUGAAUUCGCCGUCAGUUUCAAGGAAGCUGGUCGAUCCGUCAUCGCCACCCGCCGCCCAUGGCGGGAAUUCCUAGACCCGACGGCUCUCAGCCUUCCUUCUUCCCUCUCCGACGCUACGACGAAGAUUUCUCAGAACUUGACUCGUUUUCUCUCCAAUUACUGCCUCCUCAUCUUGCUCCUCAUCUUUCUCGGCCUCAUCUACCAUCCCUUUUCCAUGAUUGUCUUCUUGCUAGUCUUUGUCGCCUGGUUCUUCCUCUAUUUCUCCCGCGACGAUCCACUUAGGGUUUUUGGUUUUGUGUUGGACGAUUUGGUAUUGGUCAUCAUUCUUGGGUUGGCUACCGGAUUGGCGCUGGCUUUGACAGGGGUUUUUGUGAAUGUGCUGAUUUCGCUUGCAAUUGGGGCUGUGGUGGUUUCCUUGCAUGCGGCUUUGAGGGGAACUGAGGAUCUUCUUGGAGAUUUGCAAGACCCUUUUGGGGAUGCGCUGUUGGAGAGCCCAAGAGGUGAUUACAGCGGCAUCUGAUUGAAUCCGUGAGUUUGUCUCACGGUUUAACAAUUUAAGUUCUGUUUUUCUUUUCAAUUGGUUUAGUUUGUAGAAGCUUGAUAGUUUGUUGGUCUAUAUACUGGUAUUGUUAGAUGAAAUGUACAUUUGCAAAACACAAUGAAUUGCAGAAAAAUAUUCAUGUCCAUUAUGCUCAGAGUUUUUAACAGUUCUUUUUACUUA
Molecule: messenger RNA, 856 nt
Organism: Momordica charantia (bitter melon)
Lineage: Eukaryota; Viridiplantae; Streptophyta; Magnoliopsida; Cucurbitales; Cucurbitaceae
Gene: MPI7
Product: CAMV movement protein interacting protein 7
Biological process (GO): vesicle-mediated transport
Cellular component (GO): Golgi apparatus; endoplasmic reticulum
Source: RefSeq, a predicted model, not a curated record